Molecule: messenger RNA, 954 nt
Organism: Trematosphaeria pertusa
Lineage: Eukaryota; Fungi; Ascomycota; Dothideomycetes; Pleosporales; Trematosphaeriaceae
Product: glycoside hydrolase family 62 protein
Exons: 1
Coding region: 1-954 (317 amino acids)
Biological process (GO): L-arabinose metabolic process
Molecular function (GO): alpha-L-arabinofuranosidase activity
Source: RefSeq, a predicted model, not a curated record
AUGGUGCUGUUCGCGUUAGGAGCACUUGUGGCACAGACAAACGCUGCCUGCACUCUUCCAUCAACGUACCGUUGGACAUCAACUGGCGCGCUGGCGACCCCGAAGUCGGGGUGGGUCUCGCUCAAGGACUUCACCACCGUCGUAUACAACGGCCAGCAUCUCGUGUAUGCGACGACCCACGACACGGGAACGAGCUGGGGCUCAAUGAACUUCGGUCUCUUCAGCGACUGGACUGGCAUGGCCUCGGCGAGCCAGAACACGAUGAAUUCAGCCACCGUCGCGCCCACACUGUUCUACUUCCGCCCGAAGAGCAUCUGGGUGCUCGCCUAUCAAUGGGGUUCCACUGCAUUCUCCUACCGGACGUCAACAGAUCCCACCAAUGCAAAUGGGUGGUCAUCGGCGCAGGCGCUCUUCUCCGGAAGUAUCUCCGGCUCCAGCACCGGCCCCAUCGACCAGACAGUCAUCGGCGACGACACGACCAUGUAUCUGUUCUUUGCAGGCGACAAUGGCAAAAUCUAUCGGGCCAGUAUGCCCAUUGGAAAUUUCCCGGGCAAUUUUGGCACAUCAUCGACAGUCGUUCUGAGCGACUCGACCAACAACCUGUUCGAAGCAGUUCAGGUCUACAGAAUCCAGGACCAGAACCAAUACCUUAUGAUCGUAGAGGCGAUUGGAGCAAACGGGCGCUACUUCCGCUCAUUCACGGCCACCAGUCUGGGCGGUUCGUGGACACCGCAAGCCGCAAGCGAGAGCAACCCCUUUGCCGGCAAGGCUAACAGUGGCGCCACCUGGACUAACGACAUCAGCCAUGGCGAACUGAUUCGCAGCAACCCCGACCACACGAUGACCGUUGAUUCGUGCAACCUGCAGUUGCUGUACCAGGGAAAAGCGCCAAGCUCUGGCGGUGACUACGGUCUGCUGCCUUACCGUCCUGGCCUGCUGACGCUGCAGCGCUAG